AUAUCAUGGGGAUUUCACUCACAUUAUCAUCACUCCUGCAACAGAAGCGGACUCAUCUGCACAAAUUACCUCAGACUCAUAUUCCUGGGAUUGUGUAUACAGAGCACUCAGAUGCAGCCACAUCUGGGGUGGGGCAGCCGGGGGACAGUUCACCUGGCACUGGGAUGCAGUUGCUGCUGGGGAACAGCCACACAUAUUGCUGCACGGGGACAGCUCACCAAGACCUGGUAUGCAGCUACCUCUGGGGUGGGGCAGCUGGGGAACAACCUCACAUAACGGCACACGAGGCCGGCUCGCCUGGCCCUGGGAUGCAGCUGCCUCGGGGGCGUGGUCCCACAAAUGCAACUGUUGUUUGUCAGCACUCUGAAGACACUUAGCGGCUGCCAAAAGAACAGCUGGGACUCCCCCCGAACAGGUUACCCAGGGAACCGUGUCACUGGAGGGUUUUAAGCCCAGGCUGGACACACCCUGUCAGGGCCGCUCAGGGGUCCCUCGGCUCUGACUUGGCACUGGGUACUGGCCCUGAGGCCCCCUUGAGGUCCCCUCCAGCCCCACGUCUAGGAAACCUCCACGCACGACAUGGCCCAAAGGGUGGAGCCUCCCCGGGAGCUCGGUGGCCUGGCUGCCAUCACACCACGUUGCCAGCAAGCUUGAGGCAGCGGCCGGACAGUUCCUCCGGUAGCUCAGCCAUGGCACCAGCUCGUCCCCAGCCCGCUGCUGGGCAGGGCAUUUCUGCCAGGCUGACCCAGAGGUUCCAGAGUCAAAUCUGCCCCCGCCCCAGCCUAGAGCCAGAGGCCACCAGCUCCCCUUGCAUGGGCCUCUCCCGCUUCCUCUCCCUCCCCUGGCUGGGUGCCAGGCCCAGCCACUUCUUGGCCAGGCAGGCAGCCAGAGCUGUGGAGCAGCCGGGGGUGCUAGGAGCCCAGGUUGCUGUGACGGCUCCUGUCCACACUGCGCAGGCUGGGAAUAGGCACCCGCUGCCCUGAUGGAGGAAGGGCCCUCUGGAGUCAUCCUGCUUACGCAGAUCAUACCCCAGCCCCAUUCAUCAGACUCCUCUGCCCUACUGCGGCCCCUGCAGAAGUUCUACCAGGGGGAGCCGCUGGCUCUGGGUAUCACACAGAUAUUCACGGGCAUUGUGCUGGUAGCUUUCGGCAUCAUCCUGACCCUGGCGAAUGAGCACCAUCUAAUAGUGAUACAAAUGGGGACUCCCUUUUGGACUGGGAUCCUGUACAUCAUUUCGGGGAUCAUUUGCGUGGAAGCUGCCAAGAACCCCAAGAUCUCACUGAUGCGGGCCCUGCUGGGUAUGAAUAUCCUCAGCGCCAUAGUGACCGGAGGGGGCAUCAUCUUCUAUUCGCUCUCCUUUGCCUUCUACUACCCGUACACAAACUGCCAGUGGAUCAAGUCGUCCCAGUCCUGCACGCCGAUCUCCCAUGUGCCCACGAUUGAGACUCUUUCCAGACUGCGCCACACUGAAUCCUCCUUCACUGAGAAGCUGCAGGGUUCUGUUAUGGCCACCACCAUGACAGCCAGCUCAGCCGGCCCCAUCACCAUCAUCAACAAGUUCAUCACCCAGCCCCACACGGCCAGUGCUGCCAACCCAGCUAAACUGCAGCCCCUGGAGAAGUUCUACAAGGGGGAGCCACUGGCCCUGGGGAUUACCCAGAUCGUAGUUGGAGCUGUGCAGCUUGCUGUCGGGGUGAUGAUGGCUAUGGUCAGCUCCUAUUUCUGGAUAUUGGCAUUGAGUGUGCACGUCCCAAUAUGGAGCGGGUUGCUGUACAUCAUCUCGGGGGCCCUCUCAGUGGCGGCUGCAAAGAAUCCCAAGAUACCACUGGUGAAAGGCAGCCUGGGAAUGAACAUCAUCAGUUCAGUGUUGGCUGGAUGUGCCAUGAUCCUGUACCUGAUCAGCUUGAUAGAAUCCAGGUAUCAGAGCAUCUGUGUCUGGUAUCCAGAGAAGUGCAUCACUGAUAAGGUAACCACGGCCUGCAUCGCGGUUCUGCUCCUGUUCACCUUCCUGGAAUUCUUUGUCUCCAUCUCCACUGUGGCCUUUGGGUGCAAAACCAUUUGCCGGAACAGCUACAGCGAAGUGUCUGUGGUCAUUUACCAGAACGUGGUAGCUCCAGAUGAUCCAACUACUGCCACCAACACCCACACUGAUGCUGUUGCCUGCACUCCUCCCCCUUACAAGGACCUCGCCACCCCAUGAGCUGUUCCCUAGGGCAGCCACUGCCUGGAUCACCAGCUCCCUACAUACUGUGCCCACCUGUGCCUUGCUGGAGACCAAAGCAGCAGAGUGGGAAGUGGUCAUAGCUCCUCACUCCUGACACUGAACCUGCUGACCCCCAUGCACUUAUCACACUGCCGAUGGCGAGAGACAUGUCCCUAAAGAUGCCUGACCCACAGCAUCACACAAUCUAUCUGCCGGUCUCCUGGCCCUUUCCGUCCUACCCCUGUGGAUGGGAUUUCAGCCCCAGGUCCCACACUCUAUAACAUGUCCAGGCUGCCUCCAAUAAAACCUUUUUCUCUAAUCAUCC
Chelonoidis abingdonii (Abingdon island giant tortoise) is the source of this 2528-nucleotide messenger RNA. Lineage: Eukaryota; Metazoa; Chordata; Testudines; Testudinidae. The record is from RefSeq and is a predicted model, not a curated record.